AUGGCUACUAUCUCACGAUAUCAUACGACACCAACUGGGACAAACAUUCAUUUCACCGAGACCGGCAACCCAAACGGUCCUCUAAUCGUUCUCCUCCACGGACUCGGCAGUUCAACGGAAACAUUCACUCCUUUACUUCCUCAUCUCCAUCCAGAAGACUACAGAAUUGUAUCUAUCGACCUAGAAGGGUUCGGAAAGACCCCCUUAUCCUCACCAGACGUCACCCUCUCGAUUGCCCGCUAUGUCAACGACCUGGAAUCUCUCAUCGCAUCUCUGCAAGAUCCCGCGAAAAGAAGUCUGGUGCUCAUCGGACACAGCAUGGGCGGGACCAUCGCAACGCACUACGCCGCUCGACACCCAGAGCAAAUGCGCGGCCUGGCGCUCCUCGGAACCGGACGCUCAAUCGCCAACAUCCCCGCCGCGCGAGAACGCAUGCUAGGACUAGCCGCAAAGAUACGAGCAGAGGGCAUCGGAGCAGCCGCAGAUAUAGCCGCAAUGUCAAACUUCCCGAUGAUGGAUAAAGUAAACCCGAGACUACGCGAUAUCGUCCGAGAAACAGUGGCAAAGAGCGAGGUCGAGGGCUACGCAAAGGCGUGCGAAGCGAUCGCGAGUCUGGACCACGUUGAUCCGGACUACAGUCGUAUCGGUGCGCCUACGAUGCUGAUUGUUGGGAGUGGGGAUGUCAUAUCUCCCCCGGAACGAUCUUUUGGAGUCAAGGAAGUGAUGGGAGAGAAUGCGUGGGUGGCGGUGCUGGAGGGGGUUGGGCAUCAGAUGGUUCUGCAGGACUUGGAGGGUUGUGUGCAGGCUUUCGAGGGUUUCUUUCAGAGAAUCAGAUGCUGA
Messenger RNA from Aspergillus mulundensis, 840 nucleotides. RefSeq names its product alpha/beta fold hydrolase. The record is from RefSeq and is a predicted model, not a curated record. NCBI's taxonomy places the organism in Eukaryota, Fungi, Ascomycota, Eurotiomycetes, Eurotiales, Aspergillaceae. Bases 1 to 840 code for a protein of 279 amino acids. The transcript has a single exon.